This is a messenger RNA of Talaromyces amestolkiae, 1527 nucleotides long. RefSeq lists its product as uncharacterized. The transcript has 5 exons. Bases 1 to 1527 code for a protein of 508 amino acids. Gene Ontology annotation, cellular component: cytosol. Gene Ontology annotation, biological process: pentose-phosphate shunt, oxidative branch; pentose-phosphate shunt. Lineage: Eukaryota; Fungi; Ascomycota; Eurotiomycetes; Eurotiales; Trichocomaceae. Gene Ontology annotation, molecular function: phosphogluconate dehydrogenase (decarboxylating) activity; NADP binding. The record is from RefSeq and is a predicted model, not a curated record.
AUGGCCGACCAAGCUGUCGCGCGCCUCGCCGGCAUUAAUGUCGGCGCUCCGGCGCGGCCUGAACCUAGUGGUGAUUUCGGCCUCAUCGGUCUGGCCGUCAUGGGUCAGAACCUGAUCUUGAACGCUGCUGACCACGGUUUCACCGUUGUUGCUUACAACCGUACCGUUUCCAAGGUCGACCGCUUCCUUGCCAACGAGGCCAAGGGCAAGUCCGUCGUCGGUGCUCACUCCAUCGAGGAAUUCUGCUCCAAGUUGAAGAAGCCUCGUCGCGUUAUGCUCCUUGUCAUGGCCGGUAAGCCCGUCGAUGACUUCAUUGAGUCCAUCCUCCCACACCUCGAAAAGGGAGAUAUUAUCAUCGACGGUGGUAACUCCCACUUCCCUGACUCCAACCGCCGCACCAAGUACCUCGCCUCCAAGGGUAUCCGUUUCGUCGGUUCUGGUGUCUCUGGUGGUGAGGAGGGUGCUCGUUACGGACCCUCCCUCAUGCCCGGUGGUAACGAAGAGGCCUGGCCUUACAUCAAGGAUGUCUUCCAGAGCAUCGCCGCCAAGAGCGACGGCGAGGCUUGCUGUGACUGGGUCGGUGACGAAGGUGCCGGUCACUACGUCAAGAUGGUUCACAACGGUAUUGAGUAUGGUGACAUGCAAUUGAUUACCGAAGCAUACGAUAUCCUCAAGCGCGGUGUUGGUCUUAGCCCCAACGAGAUCGGCGAAGUUUUCGACAAGUGGAACAAGGGUGUCCUCGACUCCUUCCUGAUUGAGAUCACCCGUGAUAUUCUCAAGUACAACGAUGAGGACGGCACAGCCCUCGUCGAGAAGAUCCUCGACAAGGCCGGUCAGAAGGGUACCGGAAAGUGGACUGCCAUCAACGCCCUCGACCUCGGCAUGCCUGUCACUCUUAUCGGUGAAGCUGUCUUCUCUCGCUGUCUUUCUGCUAUUAAAGACGAGCGUGUCCGUGCCAGCAGCGUCCUCGGCGGCCCUACCCCCAAGUUUGAAGGUGACAAGCAGGCUUUCAUUGACAACCUUGAGCAAGCUUUGUACGCUUCCAAGAUUAUCUCCUACGCCCAAGGUUUCAUGCUUAUCCAGAAUGCCGCCAAGGAAUACGGCUGGAAGCUCAACAAGCCUUCCAUUGCCCUCAUGUGGCGUGGUGGCUGCAUUAUCCGCUCCGUUUUCUUGAAGGAUAUCACCAGCGCUUACCGCAAAAACCCCGACCUCGAGAACCUCUUGUUCGAUGACUUCUUCAACAAGGCUAUCCACAACGCUCAGGCUGGCUGGAGAGACGUUGUCAGCAAGGGUGCCCUCUGGGGUAUUCCCACCCCUGCUUUCAGCACUGCCCUCAGCUUCUACGACGGCUACCGCACCAAGGAGCUCCCUGCCAACCUCCUCCAGGCCCAGCGUGACUACUUCGGUGCCCACACUUUCCGCAUCAAGCCCGAGUUCGCCAGCUCCACCUACCCCGAGGGCAAGGAUAUCCACGUUAACUGGACUGGCCGUGGUGGUGACGUUUCUGCAUCCACCUACAUUGUUUAA